AUGUCAAAGGCUUUUGACUCGGUGAGGAGAGUGGUUCUCUUUGAGGAUCUUAAAGAGAUACUAGAGCAAGACGAACUCCACUUACUGGCAAUCUUGCUUAGAGACGUUCGAUUGCAAAAGAUCACCAAUAAAGAACUGUACAGGAGAACCAACGAGAUCCCUUGGAGUACUGCCAUCACCCGAAGACGUCUUAGGUGGACAGGCCAUCUCCUGAGACUACCCGAGGAAGCUCCUGCCAAGCAAGCACUUCUAGACGCAAUCCGCAAGAACAAGCUACCAAUAGGGGGACAACGAACCACGUGGCUGAAGAGAGUAAACAAGGACCUGACAACCACGGGGGUCAACAUCAAGGAUCGAUGCACGUGGCACGUGGCAUCAGACAGAGAACAGUGGAGAACACUUACAGAGUGCGCGAUGUCAGAUCAACUUGACGCAAGCGCCUAG
This is a messenger RNA of Patiria miniata (bat star), 444 nucleotides long. RefSeq lists its product as uncharacterized. Bases 1 to 444 code for a protein of 147 amino acids. The transcript is spliced from 2 exons. Lineage: Eukaryota; Metazoa; Echinodermata; Asteroidea; Valvatida; Asterinidae. The record is from RefSeq and is a predicted model, not a curated record.